This is a messenger RNA of Hydra vulgaris (swiftwater hydra), 1879 nucleotides long. RefSeq names its product DET1 homolog. Gene Ontology annotation, cellular component: cullin-RING ubiquitin ligase complex; nucleus. NCBI's taxonomy places the organism in Eukaryota, Metazoa, Cnidaria, Hydrozoa, Anthoathecata, Hydridae. Gene Ontology annotation, biological process: positive regulation of proteasomal ubiquitin-dependent protein catabolic process; protein ubiquitination. The record is from RefSeq and is a predicted model, not a curated record. Gene Ontology annotation, molecular function: ubiquitin-like ligase-substrate adaptor activity; ubiquitin protein ligase binding.
UUUAGCUAAACCUUUAUGUAAUGAGUAAAUGUAACAGGUUUACAAACCCUCUGUAAAAUAUGAUUGGCUUCACCAAUGUAGUUUGCUAAAUUUUAAGAAAAGUAACUCUGAGAAGAUAUGAAAAGACGGAGUCACAGUGCAAAGGAUGACUACACAAUUUUUCAAGAUGAUGUACACAAACGUAGAAAAAAUUGUGAUCCUAACAUUGUAAAAAAAUUAUUUCACAGACAAACAUUUAUUAACAGACCAAACACUCAUUUUCAUUACUCACGUUCUUUUAACUUAAAUAUUUUUCCGAAUUUUACUGUUAUAAAUGUAGAAAAACCACCAUGCUUUUUGCGAAAGUUUUCACCAGAUGGGCAUCAUUUAGUAGCUUUUUCUAGAGAUCAAAGUUCUGUUGAAAUUUAUGAGUUUCAAGGUCCAUGUGCUUCUAAUGAUUAUGUUUCUAAUGCUUGUAGUGGAAAUGAAGAUGGUUUGCUCAAGCUGAAAAGCUUAUCAUUUGAUCGUUUCUUCAAGCAAAAAGGUACUGUUACAGUUACCAGCUUUGGUGAACAAUUAAACCGUGAAUGUAGUUUAUUUACUGAUGAUGGAAAGUAUGUAAUUGUUGGAUCAGCAACAGCACUUGCUGAAGAUGUGCACCCUAUGUUUUAUGAUAUUUAUAGAAAUAAUGAAUCUAUUACUCCCAAUCAAAGAGCCCCUCUUGAAGAUUAUGCAAUACAUAUAAUAGACUUGUAUAAAGGUACCCUUCAAGACACUAGAACAUUCAAAUGUGAUAAAAUAUAUUUGUCUCAUAAUCAAGGUAUUUACUUAUAUAACGACAUACUUGCAGUAAUGUCUGUACAACACCAAACAAUUCAUAUAUUUCAAGUUACACCAAAAGGUCAUUUUAUUGAUGUGCGUGUUAUUGGUCGUUUUUGUUAUGACGACGAUCAAUAUACAAUAAACAGGUUACCUGAAAUACAAAAUUUACAACCAUACCGUGAUAAAUGCUUUAACAGUUUAAAACACCGUUUGCUUGUUUACUUAUAUAAUUUUUGUUCAAAAGAGGGUUCAAAAGAGUCUAUACGUAGGUAUUAUCAAUAUUUUGAUCAGUUUAAAAAUUUAAGAAUGUGGAAAAUGCAGCUCUUAGAUAAAGAACAUUUACUUAUAAGAUAUGCUAGCGAAGAGGUUGUGGCGAUGAAGGUUUCUGAUCCAAGCUCUCUACCUUCUUUUUAUGUUGUAUACAACAUGGUUUUCACUGAAAUUAUUGCAGUCUAUGAAAAUUCCUCUGAAUCAUUUUUAGAGGUGUUUGAACAAUUUAGUGAUUACUUUCGAAAUGCCAUUCCACAACAAAUGGUUCAAUUUACCUGUUCUACUUCAAGCAAUAUUCAUGCUCGAUACAAUCAAAGAAGGUUUAAAAGUACUAUAGUUAAUGCAAAAUAUGGAGGACCCAAAGAAGCAGUCAAAAAACUUUUAGCACAGCUCCCAAUUAGUGCUCAGUCAUACAGUAGUAGUCCAUAUCUUGAUUUGUCAUUAUUCAGUUAUGAUGAUAAAUGGAUUUCAGUAAUGGAGAGACCAAAAGCAUGUGGUGAUCAUCCAAUCAGAUUUUAUUCAAGAGACACAGGCUUGUUGAAGUACAAAAUCUUUGCUGGUGUGCAAGGCCGCAAUAUGACUCAAGUAGCUCGUAGACUUGUAGCAUUUACAUACCAUCCUUUUUAUCCAUUUGCAAUAUCAGUUCAACGCAACAAUAAUACUGACUAUGUAGUUAAUUUUCAUGUAAGAUAUUUUACAGGCUCUGCUUUAGAUCAUGUGUAGUUUACUUUUUAAAAACAACAGAAGUUAUUUUUAGUAGAAUUUAUUGUUGUUGAAUUUAUAGUUGAAAUACAAUGAAAUUAAAUUA